Zasmidium cellare ATCC 36951 is the source of this 678-nucleotide messenger RNA. RefSeq lists its product as uncharacterized. Bases 1 to 678 code for a protein of 225 amino acids. Gene Ontology annotation, biological process: cristae formation. The record is from RefSeq and is a predicted model, not a curated record. Gene Ontology annotation, cellular component: MICOS complex; mitochondrial crista junction. NCBI's taxonomy places the organism in Eukaryota, Fungi, Ascomycota, Dothideomycetes, Mycosphaerellales, Mycosphaerellaceae. The transcript has a single exon.
AUGGCAGAGAGACAUACUUACAAUGCACAGCGCAUCCGGAAACCCAUCUACGACGCGCCCCUGGAAGCCGACGUCCGCAGCAUCGCCAGCACCACUCCGCCCCCAGCCUCCGGCAUCACCUCCAAACCGCAAGAGCAGCAACAACACGACACCCCACGGCGACCGUCUCCCACCGACCGCCUUGCCGAGCAGGUGAAGGCUUCGCGCCUCUUCGUCCACGGCUACGCUGUGAAGGCCGAAGACGCUGUUAACAAUGGCAUGGCCCGCUUCAUGGAGACGGAGAAGUCCUUCACAUCCACCGUCGCCUCCCUCGCUCCACCAAAGGAGUCGAACGAGAAGCUGCUACCAGGUGGCAUAUACGUCUUGGUUGCUGCCAUGGCCGGCUCCAUCAUCAGCCGCAACAGGAACAUCCUGGUGCGCUUUGCAACACCAAUUCUGACGGGUGUCGUCACCGCGAACUAUGUUAUCCCACGAACUACAGAGAAUGUGGGCAACUUGAUCUGGAGCUACGAGGAGAAGUUCCCAGCUGUGCGCGACAACCACUUGAGAAUAAGCCAGGGGGUCAGACACUUUAUUGAAACGGGCAAGGCGCACAGCCAGAUGGGUCUUGCGAUGGCAGAGGACAAGGUGCAAGAGGCGAGGGAAGCUGUGCAGGACUGGGUGAAGAAGGGACGGUGA